AAGCAAGUACUAAUAGUUAAGAAAGAAGCCACUCCUCAGAAAAACAUUAUAGCCUCUUCUCCUUCCUUCAUCAAUCUCUCUCUCUCUCUCCCUCUCACUUAAACGAAAGAAAGAAACGAUUUUUAAUGGAUCCAGGAGAUCCUACUUCGAUACUCUUCACAAAGAUCCGAACUUUAGAACCGGACUUCGCCUCCAAAAUCAUUGGCUACCUCCUGUUACAGGACUUGGGUAAGAGAGACUUGAUGCGUCUUGCUCUCGGACCAGACACUCUCUUACACUCCGUUUGUCUCAAGGCCAAAACCGCUCUGGGUCUCGGAUCCUCUCCUUCUUCUUCUGGCACUACGCCGUUGAACCCUAUCUCUAGACCCAUUAACAUCCAUCGUCAUUCCCCGAGGAAUGGCUUUACGGAGUUCUCCAGGAGCCCUUCACUGAACAACCCUAACGUGGGUUCGAGUCCUUUUCAAGCAAGUUCCUCUCUUUUCGCUUCGGAUGGUGGUAGUGGUGGUGACGAUUUGCUCGAUGAGGGGCAACUCGGUAACUACUUGUCCUUCCUCAACGAGUCUUCUUCCAAGAACAACAACAACAACGACGAGAACACGGAUCUGUUCGGGUUCUCUGGCGACAACGAAGAUGCCCAUUUGCACAAGAGGAGUUUCUCGGCGAGUGAUGUUUGUUUCGGUUCAGAGGAGCCCGGUUACGGCGGCGGUUACACUCGGUUUCCUCACGGUGCUGGUGGUGGUGGUGGUUUAGGGGAUGAUUUUGAUUCUCCGGGUGGGUUUGGGUCUCCGGAUUACAGACAGCAAGAGGAGGAGAUAGCGAGGAUGAAACUGGCUCAACGGCAGCGAAUGGCCGCCGCUCAGUUCUUGGCGGCUAGUGGUGGUGGCUCUCCAAUGUCUUAUGAUAAAGGCAUUAAUUUUCUCUUGGGUUCCCGUAACGCUCUUAGAUCAGGAGGGUUUGGGGAUGAGGGGUACUGGUUUGGUAGUCCAGGGAGACAUGAAAGGGAGGAGUUUAUUAUGGGGAUGGGAGAUAAAUCUAACUCUGCAUCUAAACAGAUUUACUUGACUUUUCCAGCUGAUAGCUCCUUCACUGAUGAAGAUGUCUCCAACUACUUCGGCAAUUUUGGAGCGGUGCAAGAUGUAAGGAUUCCAUACCAGCAGAAACGGAUGUUUGGGUUUGUGACUUUUGUGCACUCUGAAACUGUGAGAAUCAUAUUGGCCAGAGGAAACCCUCAUUUCAUCUGCGACUCACGUGUGCUUGUUAAACCCUACAAGGAGAAAGGCAGAAUCCUUGAAAAUAGGAGGCAGCAGCAGCAACUGCUUCAGCAGAUGGAGAGAGGGAACUUUUCUCCUGGUUCAAGUCCAUCUGGAAUGGAUGCAAGGGAUCUCUUUGAUUGUCACUUCGGACCGAGGAUGUUUUCUAGCACGCAAGAGAUGAUGAUGAGGAGAAAAGCUGAGCAAGCUGAGUUGCAACAAGCAUUAGAAUUCCAAAGGAGAAGACUUAUCAAUCUGCAGUUACCCGACUUGGACAGCGAGUCGUUCCACCAUCACCAGCGCAGUCUUUCUAUUGGCUCCCCUGUUCAUUACCCCUCCCGCGUCAAUCAAAGCAUGCUCUUUCGAUCGGAAAACGCUGGUGAACAAGUCUUAGAAGGUAAUGGUGAUUCAGGACAUUUUCAGUCUGAAGCAAACCAAACGUUUCAGUCUGAUUCUGAUAAUAAUAACAACAGCCACAAAGGGCAAGAGACAAGUCUGGAGAACGCUCUACCUGAUUGCUUCUUUGCUUCCCCAUCAAAGACCGGUGAAACCCAAGAACAGUCCGAGUCUGAGAAUGACAACUGUGCUACUCUCUCUGUUACUGUGGAAAUCAAGCCAGCCUCAACACUUCAAUCAGCCUAGCUAUUUUGAAAAGUAGAGACUGAUAAAAAGCAGGAAGUAGAAGAAGAACUUUGUCUAUAUGUAGAAGAAGAAGCUAAAGUGGUGGUUUUAUAACAUGCAACAGAAAGAAAGGGAGUUAGGAUUUUUUUACAUAUCUCUGGCGGUUAUGGAAAUGCCAAAUCUGAAAUAGAAUUACAACUAAGUACUAACCUCAGACGGUGCAUUCAUAGGCAGAGAACAUUACAGUUACUCAAACCUUAAGUUUUAAAGUUUCUUCCUCUGUUCAUUGAUGAUUGGUUGUUUACCUUUUUUACCGGGUCACAAGACCUCUGGUUCUUGGACUAGGUCUACUUCAGUUGUGUGUCAGUACAGAUGAAAAUAUUUCUCUCUA
Raphanus sativus (radish) is the source of this 2262-nucleotide messenger RNA. Its product is annotated as zinc finger CCCH domain-containing protein 55. The transcript is spliced from 8 exons. The coding region runs from base 126 to 1892 and encodes 588 amino acids. Gene Ontology annotation, molecular function: RNA binding. Lineage: Eukaryota; Viridiplantae; Streptophyta; Magnoliopsida; Brassicales; Brassicaceae. The record is from RefSeq and is a predicted model, not a curated record.